AUGCAGCGCUACAGCCUCGCGCAGUCAUCGUACCAGAGCGAAUACUACAACCGGAGCGACCGACUGCUCGACGCCUCCAAGUUGGAGUCCAACCGCUACAGAGGGGGGGUGGAGUCGGUAAAUACCGCGACAUCGCUACGACCUGGUGACAACUACGGCGCAUAUACUUCCUCGAGUCAGACGCGCCAUCAGCUGCAGCACCAGCACCGAAAGCACCACAGGGCGGGCAGCAGCAGCGGAAGCAGCCUACCAGUGGUCACGGCGGCAGCAGAUCUCGAUGAAGAGGAUCAGUACGCGCUGCAGCUAAUGGCGUAUAGGGCCAUCUACGUCUUACAGGGUGCUUUCAUGGGAAUGCUUGGCCCCGCGCUCGUCUUCUUUUCCGAACUGGCACAGGGGAAUUUCAUGAGCGACUUUGUGCUCACUUUUUUUACAGAGAAGGAGUUCAUGAAGCAGCUGAUCGUCGUUCUGCUGCUCUGCAGUGGCGCUUGGUACGCAUGUCUAACGCCCGUUGCUGCAGCCACAGGCAACGUGGGGGUUGGAGUGUUCUUCAUUGCUAAAGGAUUCUGGACGGCGCUACUGAACAUCACGUUAAAUCGCUGUUCUAUGUGGAUCGCAGGGGAGAAGGAUCAGCGAAGACGUAGUAUAAUCACGUCCAUGAACAUCAACUACGGACUGGGCUCUUUGCUAGGUGCAGUUGUGGCGCUGGUGCUCAUCAAGCUGGAUAUCGAUCUCGCCUACGCUUUCUUUGGUUUGGCCAUCAUGACGGUGUUCCCGACUGUGCUAGUCGCGAUGUUGCCGAAUCCCCACAGCUACUACGGACGCGACGAACAUCAGACAUUGCUGUCCUUUGAAGACCCUACGCGGCGUGUCCCAACUGUCCCCAGUCCAAUUGUGGGCGGCGUCUUCUUGCAUGCCCAGCACAUCAGUGGCUCCAAAAACUGCAGUCCAGACACGUACGACUCGAAGAACAACUUUAUUAUCUUGUUGGUGACUAUCUUCGCGACCGUACUUUUCGGCAUCCAGCUCGGACUCGCUGCCUUUUUGUACGACUACAUCGGGACGGUUCUUACAGACGUGUGGCAGUGUGCGGCAAUGGUGUUGUUUUGGGGAUCGUUGACGGUGUCGUAUGUGGUCCUUCCAAAGUUCUUGUUCCAUGACAGGAAUCUCUACUCCAUCGUGGUUUGUGCCGUGGUGUGUGGAGCGAGUGCUUUCGGUCUUCUUUUCGGUACGCAAUCAGGACUUAUCAUCUUCACGAUAUGCCUCUUCCUCUUCUCGUUUGCACUGGCGCCGCUUUUCACGCUGAGUAUCCACUGCUUGACACGUGUAAUUAAUGAGCAGCUAAUCCGGCGGGUGUCUUCGCUCAUUGUGUUCGGGUGUGGAAUGGGUGAGGUGUUCAUUCCAGUUCUCAUGGGUUUUUUCAUGAGUGGGCAGAGCGGACAGGCAAACGGAGCAGUUGCUGUGAGUUACAUCACCUUUAUCCUUGCUAUCACGCUAGUGGGCGUUAGCGGGAUGCUGCUGUGGAUGGUCAAAGAAAGACUAAAGGAACUGCCGGAACCUGUAGACGAACUUGAGGGCAACAGUGACAUGGGUCGGAUGCGUGCGGCUCGUGCUGGCCAUGGCACACGGAAGAUUAACCACUAUUGA
Phytophthora infestans T30-4 is the source of this 1644-nucleotide messenger RNA. RefSeq lists its product as uncharacterized. NCBI's taxonomy places the organism in Eukaryota, Oomycota, Peronosporomycetes, Peronosporales, Peronosporaceae. Gene Ontology annotation, cellular component: membrane. The coding region runs from base 1 to 1644 and encodes 547 amino acids. The record is from RefSeq and is a predicted model, not a curated record. The transcript is spliced from 4 exons.